Messenger RNA from Thyridium curvatum, 1371 nucleotides. RefSeq lists its product as uncharacterized. Gene Ontology annotation, molecular function: FMN binding; oxidoreductase activity. NCBI's taxonomy places the organism in Eukaryota, Fungi, Ascomycota, Sordariomycetes, Thyridiales, Thyridiaceae. The record is from RefSeq and is a predicted model, not a curated record. Bases 1 to 1371 code for a protein of 456 amino acids. The transcript has a single exon.
AUGGCUCCACCACGUUUCCCAUCCGCCCCUGUCGACCCGGCACCCCUGGGCGCGCCCCUUGAGCUGCCCUUCUCGGGCCGCAAGGCACCCAACCGCUUCCUCAAGGCCGCCAUGUCGGAGCGUCUGGCAUCGUGGCAUCCCACGAACGAAGCCGCGCGAGGCAUCCCCUCCCCCGAGCAGGUGACGCUCUACACUCACUGGGGCGCCGGCGGCUGGGGCCAGAUCCAGACGGGUAACAUCAUGGUCCAUCCGGGCCACCUCGAGGCGCAGGGCUGCCUCGUCAUCCCGCGCGAGGCACCCUUCGAGGGCGAGCGGUUCGAGCGGUUCAGCGCCCUCGCGGCCGGCGCUCGGAAGCACGGCAGCCUCAUCAUCGGCCAGGUCAGCCACGCCGGCCGUCAGGUUGACGAGAGCGUGCAGAAGCACCCCAUCAGCGCGAGCGACGUGCAGCUCGUCGCGCCCAGCAUGAGCCGCUCGUACGCCAAGCCUCGCGCCGCGACCAAGGGGGACAUCCGCGAGAUCGUCGACUCGUUCGCGCACGCGGCCGAGUUCCUGGACAAGGCCGGGUUCGACGGCAUCGAGCUCCACGGCGCCCACGGGUACCUGCUCGCGCAGUUCCUGAGCCGCAGCACCAACAAGCGGACCGAUGAGUACGGCGGCUCGCUCGAGAACCGCGCGCGCCUGAUUCUGGAGAUCGCCGAGGCGGUCCGCGCUCGCGUGUCUCCGUCGUUCAUCGUCGGCGCCAAGAUCAACAUCAUCGAGCUGCAGGAAGAUGGCGUGCAGCCCGCCGACGCUCGCGACCUCUGCGCCAUGCUAGAAGCGGCGCGCUUCGACUUUGUUGAGUUCAGCGGUGGCAAUUAUGAGAAGCUGGCUUGGAUGCAUGUUAGCGAGGAGGCGCGUGCCCGGGAAAACUUUUACAUCCAGGCCGCCGAGGAGGUCAUGAAGUGGCAGCCAGUGGCGGGCGAGCGCAAGAUGAAGUCGUACACCACAGGCGGGUUCCAGACAGUCGGGGCUAUGGUCAAGGCCUUGGAAGUGGUUGACGGCGUGGGCAUUGGGCGCGCGGCGUGCCAGGAGCCCCGCCUGCCGCUGGACAUACUCUCCGGUAAAGUCACCGGCAUUAUGAAAUACGCCAUCGGCGAGGACGAAAUGUUCAAGCGCCUGUUCACCUCUGGCACGCAGAUCCGCCAGAUCUCCCGCAACCAGGAGCCGGUCGAUCUGACGGUGCCGGAGAACGUGGAGAAGAUGUGGGGUGAUAUCAUGGCACAGCUUCAGCGGAUCGGCCAAGACAAGACGGGUGCUACGUAUGGCCUGCCCGAUGUGACCCAGGUUACGCACCCUUACGCGGAGCCCGGUGCUCAGAUCAAUGGCGCGUAG